AUGGCAAAAGGACUAUUGCAUGAAGAAGAUUUAGACAGGAAAAUAGGUUUUUGUGUAGCCAUAAUCCUGCACCUACUCUCGCAAUUUCAGGGCAGUCUCACAAUAGGUGCCGUCUAUGACUCCUCACCAUCCCCACAAAUCAAGCUUAAGUCCGCCAUGUGGCCAGCGAAAGGUCAAAGUCCUGACAUUGCUAUGGCUUUUCAGGACAUUCGGUACCCCAUUGUGUUGAUAGCUGAUUACAGUCUGGAAACCUACUACGAUGGAUCCAUUGUGGCCGUAUGUUUUACCUCGGCUGAUACAUUUUGGAGUGCUUUGUACUUUAUAGCCAGCAUAACCAUCUUCUUCUUGAUACCGUUUGCCAUCUUGGUGGUCCUAUACUCGGCCAUUGCCUACAAGCUGCUGCGAAGGCAUUCAGAGUUCCAGCGACCCACUUCACCACAAAACAACACAGGAAUCUCUGCACCAGCUGCAGCUCCAACAGUAAAGGCGGAAGCGACAUCACCCUCCAAACAACAACUGGCCACAAGACGAGGAACUACAACCAAUGUCAACAGCCAUCCCCAGAACAAUAAUCUGCGCAAACACCGUCAGCAAGUAAUUUUUAUGUUAGUUGCCGUUGUCUCCAGUUUCUUUGUCUGCCUUUUGCCCUUUCGGGCCUUCACCCUGUGGGUCAUUGCCAGUUCGAACGAAGACGUUGUCUCCCUGGGCCUGGAAGGCUACUAUAAUAUUUUGUACUUUUGCCGCAUCAUGUUGUAUCUGAAUUCAGCCCUCAACCCCAUUCUUUACAAUCUGAUGUCGUCGAAAUUUCGCACCGGCUUUUGGCGCCUUUUGAUCACCUGCUGCCGGGGCCACAAACAUAAACGACGCAUCUGCACUCGUCAUGUCCCAACCUAUACGAAGCGCGAACCAAACCACUUGGCCAGCGACCGCAGUCUGAGAUCAAGGCGCCCCUUAAGACGGGAGGCCACCUUCUUGGUCAACUCCAUAUCAACGUCGUCGGGCACAGAGCGUACUUCGGCCACGUGGCGCAGUGGUGGAAGUGUUUCCACUUCUACUUCCGUAACCGGAAACAUCAAACCGCCAGAAUCGCAUUCGCUGGCAGCAGCCAUAACGGAUAUGAGCACAGCAGCCAUAACGACAAUGUAUUUCAAUUAA
Messenger RNA from Stomoxys calcitrans (stable fly), 1155 nucleotides. RefSeq names its product alpha-1B adrenergic receptor (gene ETHR). The record is from RefSeq and is a predicted model, not a curated record. Gene Ontology annotation, molecular function: G protein-coupled receptor activity. The transcript has 2 exons. NCBI's taxonomy places the organism in Eukaryota, Metazoa, Arthropoda, Insecta, Diptera, Muscidae. Gene Ontology annotation, biological process: G protein-coupled receptor signaling pathway. The coding region runs from base 1 to 1155 and encodes 384 amino acids. Gene Ontology annotation, cellular component: plasma membrane.